AUGGCGCCCAAGAAGGAGAACGCCAAAAAGGCUGCAGGAAACGCGAGACUAAUAUUCAACCUGUUAUUUAAGAAAGCUGAAGCCGCUGCUGCUAAACAAGCUGCAGCUGACCAGAAGAAGGCAGCUGAAGAAGACAAAGAAUGGCAAAAGGGUGCAAAGUCUAGUGCUAAGAAGGAGUCGGCCGAAGCAAAGAAGGCAGAAGCAGCUCGCAAAAAGGCUGAACGUGAAGCUUUGCUAGCAGAAGAAGAAAAAUCACUCCCCAGCAAGCCCAAAGGAAAUGCUAAAACCGCCCAGAAAAAAUCCAGAGGAACACUUGAUCUCGGACAACUAGAUGCGGACCCAACAUCCAGCAAAAAGGGCGCGACUUUGAACGCAAGUGGUAUCGAUAAUGCACUUGAUGCACUGUCUUUAGGCUCCAAGGAUGCCCUGAAGAUCGAUCGGCAUCCCGAGAGAAGAUAUAAGGCGGCUUACGCUGCAUAUGAAGAGAGGAGAUUACCUGAGAUUGAACAGGAGCAGCCUGGUCUCAGGAGACAACAAAGAAUUGCUCUGAUAAAAAAGGAGUUUGAGAAGAGCGAAGAGAACCCAUUCAACCAGGUUAAUGUUGCCUUUGAUGCAACGAAGGAGGAAGUGGCUGCGGCCAGAGAGGCAGAGAAGGCAAAGAUCGAGAGCCGGUUGACGGGUAGAUAA
Messenger RNA from Trichophyton benhamiae CBS 112371, 687 nucleotides. RefSeq lists its product as uncharacterized. Bases 1 to 687 code for a protein of 228 amino acids. Gene Ontology annotation, molecular function: transcription coactivator activity. The record is from RefSeq and is a predicted model, not a curated record. Gene Ontology annotation, biological process: transcription by RNA polymerase II. The transcript is spliced from 3 exons. NCBI's taxonomy places the organism in Eukaryota, Fungi, Ascomycota, Eurotiomycetes, Onygenales, Arthrodermataceae. Gene Ontology annotation, cellular component: nucleus.